This is a messenger RNA of Phaeoacremonium minimum UCRPA7, 612 nucleotides long. Its product is annotated as putative had superfamily phosphatase protein. NCBI's taxonomy places the organism in Eukaryota, Fungi, Ascomycota, Sordariomycetes, Togniniales, Togniniaceae. Gene Ontology annotation, molecular function: phosphatidylglycerophosphatase activity. The transcript is spliced from 3 exons. The coding region runs from base 1 to 612 and encodes 203 amino acids. The record is from RefSeq and is a predicted model, not a curated record.
AUGAAUCUGAAUCUUUCAGCCUCUCUGAAUGUGUUCAAGCUUCUCUCCAGACCAUCGUUAUGUCUCCCUCAUGCCACCAUCGCUACCUUUAAUGACCUACCCAUUCCUCUGGAUUCGGCUUUCAAACAAAAAGGACGAGAUGUCGACAUCAGAGCAGUGGUAUUAGACAAAGACGACUGCUUCGCAUAUCCUGAGACCAGCGAGGUCUAUGGGCCUUAUAAGGCAAAAUUUGAGGCCCUGAAGGCUGCGUAUCCUGGUCGACGGCUCCUCAUUGUCUCCAAUACAUCAGGAGCCCUCAGCUAUGAUCCGAGCCGCAAGUUGGCCACAGAAGUUGAGAACGGGACUGGUGUCACGGUGCUACCUCACCAAACAAAGAAGCCUGGCUGUGGUGCUGAGAUUAUGGACUAUUUCCGCCACCACCCAGAGACAGGCGUGACAAGUCCACACCAGGUAGCCAUAGUUGGCGACAGACUUUCCACCGACAUGAUGUUGGCCAACAUGAUGGGAAGUUGGGGUAUUUGGGUGCAGGAUGGUGUCAUUCCUCUGCAUCAGAAGAGCAUUGUGAGUCUUAACAAACACUCUAGACAGCUCAACUAUCUGACAUACAAGUGA